AUGGAAAACGAGUAUGCAGUGAUUGUUUUCGCUGCUGCUGGACCUGAGUUAUACUUUGAAUCUUCAUCAUGUACGGAUCCUGAUACUGUAGUGGACCAUCCUCCAUCGGUUUCAGUUAGUGACAAAUGGGUCCACACCAUCCAUGAGCCCGAAAAAGGUUGCCUACUUAUCGUGACCGAGAAGCUCGACCGGGUCCACAUAUUCGAACGAACAGUGAUCCUACUCUUGUCAACAGGGCCCAUAGGCCCAUCCGGGAUCAUCCUGAAUCGACCAUCCCUCAUGUCGAUCAAGGAAAUUUGAUCACCGAUCCUGGACAUCAGGGGGACAUUUUUCGGUGGGCCAUUGGAAGAAGGGUUGCUUCUGGUGAGUCCGAAAAAGGAUAGUGAUGGUGCGGGGACGAGCAGAGUUUUCGAAGAAAUGAUGGAAGGACUGUAUUAUGGGACAAAAGAGAGCGUGGGGUGUGCGGCUGAUAUGGUGAAGAGAUAUGUGAUAGGUGCAGGGGAGUUGAGGUUCUUUGAUGGGUAUUGUGGGUGGGAGAAAGAGCAGUUGAAUGAAGAAAUUAAGGCUGGUUAUUGGACAAUUGCAGCUUGUAGUCCUCGUGUCAUUGGUCUUAAUAGUGUAGCAAGUGUUGGGCUUUGGGGUGAACUAUCUGGGCUGUUGGGACCUAAAAAGGUUUGGUAAAGGGGCAAAAUGUGCUCGGAUUACCAACC
Messenger RNA from Hibiscus syriacus, 710 nucleotides. Its product is annotated as UPF0301 protein Plut_0637-like. Lineage: Eukaryota; Viridiplantae; Streptophyta; Magnoliopsida; Malvales; Malvaceae. The record is from RefSeq and is a predicted model, not a curated record.